Molecule: messenger RNA, 2688 nt
Organism: Angiostrongylus costaricensis
Lineage: Eukaryota; Metazoa; Nematoda; Chromadorea; Rhabditida; Metastrongylidae
Source: the annotation of a GenBank genome assembly
AUGGGCGUGACGACUACUCUCACUGUCGACGGUGUUAAGUCAGCUUUGUCAAGGUGUGUUAUGUGUGACCUUAUUAUGAGGAUUUUCUGGAUAUUGGUGAUCUUCACUCGAGCUUCUACAGAAUCUACCGAUUGUGUGGAACAGGCGGCAGUGGAACGGUGCCUUCAUCCAUUCCUUGACGUAUGGGAGAAAAUUCGAGAACACGAAACAGACGCACGAGAUCUUCUUUUUCCACCUAAAGUCCGUGGUGUUCAGGUACCAUUUUAUGAGAGAAAUGCCAUACUCGAAUUAUGUUCUAGCUAUAUUCUCUCAAUGGACAUUUGUUUAUCAGAGAAGACAUCAAGCAAGUGUGCUACAAUUUCACUUGUGCAAUUCAUCGACAGUCAUCUGAAAUUCUUCUGUGGGGAACUCGGUCCCGCUUAUUUAGGAAAAUGUCAUGGAAUGGCGAAUUUAUUCCAAUGCGUUGAAGACGGUAUGAGCAACGAGUGUGGUGAAUUGGCAAGCGCACUAUUUAGGAAAUCAAUAGAGGAGUUCGGAUGUUUAGACGAUUAUUUUAAAGCGACACAAGAGGUCGAGUUGAAUUUACGACCACCAAAUGGUUCUCAGAGGAGACAAGAUCCUGCAAAAAUGUCAGAAAACGCUCUUACUAUGGACGAACAGGGCACUGACAUUAAUGAGAGCACCAUAGCCAUGCAAAACGUGUCCGAGCCCAGUGCUUCGGGGAUCAAAGAACGCACAAGAGAAAAAUCACCGCCUAGAUUCUUAUCCAGCACUCAAAGUGCAGCUGCAGCACUCACUACCGACAUUUCUGAAAGUGAAAGAACAAUUGACAGAGAGAAAAUCUCUGUUCCUUCAGCACAACCAAUUACGAAGAAUGCAAGAGAAAACCUUGUGCGAAUUGACGAAAAUAUGAACGAGACCUCAACGGAAGCGGUCUUUAACACGACAGAGUUUGCUGUCACAACCACCACCCAUCCACCGUACUGCAUUCCACAUCGAGAUCAUCGUACCAUAAGCUUUUGCCACAAGAACGUCAUGCAUUUUUCGACUCUAGGAUUUCCGUUGGAGAGACCGAAUUUUGUGGCAAACAAUGAUUGUGUUGUAGAUUUCGGUCCUAGGAAAACUACACGGUUACUAAGUUCAUUCAUGAUUUCAAGAGCAUCCAUUAUCAAAUUUAGUGCCAAAAUCAUCAAGUUCCUAAUACAUGCGCAAUCAUUCAUUGUCAACGUAUUCAGCUUCAAUAGUUGCUCACAUAGAAAACUUUCCAACCUUUCGGUCAAAUCGCAAUUUGAUUCGUCCGUUCGUUUUCCGCUUUAUGACGUAUCAUUUGACGAUUUGGUUGCGAUUUGUAACGACCUGACGGCCGCUAGAAAAUGUAUGGAUGGUGUUGACCAACUUUGUCCGCAUCCAUUGCUCGUCUUCCUCAAAGAACAAUUUUCGGCUACAUGUCAGCUGAAGGAAAUGCUGGAUUUCGAUAUUGACUACAACUGCAUUCAAAACAAACUUAUUGACCGAAAAGACUGUAUUGCAUUGCUUAACACUACCGUGAAAAUAAAUGACGACAAAUGCGAGGGACACGAAGACUUCCUAAGCUGCAUGAAAGCUGAUCUGGAGCAGGUGUGUGGAUUAGAAUCGUACAACAGCGUUGUCACCAUGCUGAGAGGAUAUGGAUGCAACAUUUCGGAUGAUAUUGCGGCAGAGAGCUCAUUUGCAGUUGAGAACUCAAUAUCGUCAGCAGAGUUGAUUAGCUCCAUUGCUAACCAUCAAAAGUCGUCUUCAGGUGCAACAACAACAACCCAACUUCCACCAACGACUCGAAGCUUAUUCAAGUUUGACCACGGCAAAGAAGAACGAUCAAGUGACCAAGGUGAAGAGGAAGAAUCAAACGGCGAAGAUUUUAUAGAGAAGCUACACGUACUUCAAAGUGUAGAUGACGUUACCGUUCAAAAUUCUGGAGAGCUAAUUUCUUUCAUAAAUCGUAAUGCUGAGACAGCUAAGAAGUUAGGACUACUGAACACAAGUGAGCAAAGCGAAAUUGAUGAAUCGCAGUCUCUCAAUUCAGCAAGUCUUCUCGAAUCACCUAGUCACCGAAACGAAAGAAUGGAUAGCUUCGAGAUUUCCGAUCCACUCUUUAACUAUACGAUUUCGAGCAAUUGUACGGUAACAAUGCGCAAUAAGGCUAGGUUAUGCACAGUUCCACUGAUGCGUACAUGGGUAGCAUUGCGAGCAGUAUGGCCACGUUUGGCUCAGAUCACAUUUCCAUUGUACAAGUAUUCACGCGUGGAUUUGUUGGAGCUUUGUGACAGUUAUGCGGAUACCCUUCUGUGUUCAAAUAUGAAUCAUCUUGAACCAUGUGUAAUGGACGAGUUGGUUCGUUUCGCGCAAGAUCAUCUUGGUUACGUUUGCUCUCCGAAAAACAUUCAGCGUUUCAUGAAGCACUACGACUGCAUAAUGGAGCAAGAAGCAUUAGGUCGUGGGAAUUGUCGACAACAUAUCCUUGGCGAGGCUAUUCCAGGAAAAGACGAGCGCAAGUGUCAUGGAGUGAAGGAAUAUCGUGAAUGCCUUGUUCCUUACCUCCGAAAGCAUUGUCAACCGGGAGCAAUUGACGAAUUCGAUGCAACCAUUCGACAGCUAGGCUGUUACACUCAUCAGCAGCACCCAAAUAUCAGUGGUUUAGUAGACCUUUAA